UCGCAGUUCGCGAUGAUAGUAUACCUUAUCUAUCCUCCAACUAAUCAACCUGCUCUUGCUAUUCUUCUUGAAACUUCAUUUUUGUGGUUAUGUUGCCUUUGAUAGAUCAUUUUACUGUCAUGUUUACUUCUUAUUUAUACGUUUGACAGUUGAUUUUGACAAAUUUCCGCUUUACAACAUUUCUUCCUAAAUAAUAUGAACUAUUUUAUCUAGCAGUAUUUAUUAUUCAGUAAAUGUAACAUUAUCUUAUAUAUAAUUUACAGUGAUUGAUAAAUUUUGCAAGUUAAUGGCCAAUCAAAUGGAGUUUGAGUGGGUGCUUCACGAAGAAGUUCAUUCUUCGCUGUCGCAAUUAAGAAACAUCUUAAUGGAAUGCGCGCAAAGGUUCCCAUUAGCAUUAUUUGGCAAUGAUCAACACAAUAAAACAGAUAGGUUUGUAUUUGCUGCACCUCAUGAUCAAGUAAAAUGUGUGGCAGUUUUAACUGGUGAUAGUAUCACUAACGCGGAAGUAAAUUUUAAAGUACAACGACAACAAAAUAUUAAUAUGAGAACAAGCAUACAGAAUGAGCACCCAUGGAAAUUGCAACAAAUACAGGAUGCUGCCAAUCAUCUACAGCAAGCCAUUGCUCAUAUAGAUAAUGUUGAUCGUCAUUAUCUUUUUAAAACGUCUGAUGAAGUAAUGCAUGUAUUAGGAAACAUACUUGGUUGCCUACAACGUAGCCGAACAAGUUUAAUCGUUCCUAGGAAGAAAACUAUCGAUGAUCUCAUUAAAAGCCGUAAUAUGAAAUCUUUAAAUCCAAAUCUCCCUGAAAAUUUAGCCAUUAGCUUUUACAUUCAGAGCUACAAGUUGGUUCUAGCAGUAUACCAGUUAGAAAAUGCACACGGUAGUGUCAAGUACGAGACGCAACAAGCGGAAUGUAGUGUUCCCUGGCUAAAUGACGCUUUAGUAUUGCUUACUAUAGCGCUACAACUUUGUCAACGAUUAAAAGACAAGAUUUGCGUUUUCUCUCAAUACAAAGAUUUCACAGUUAGCAAUCAUGUUCCUUCUACAGUAAGUUGGUAAUUAAAAUAUCUUCCAAUAGUCAAACAACCCUUGGCUAAAAACAAAGUCAUUUUGUUUAUGUAUAUCACGAUAUGCCACGCUUAAUGCUCCAGCAGCAUUUCUUUGAUGAGUUUUAUAUUUAGAAAUGAAACUUGAUUUCGAAAGUUCGAAAAUAUUUUAGAUGUUUUAAAAAAUAACUCUUAGAGCUUUUAAUAUACAUAGAACUUUCAAAAUUAUAUAUAUGUACAUUUUGAUUGAUACGAUAACAUAACAUAACAUGAAAUCUUUUUGUACAUUAGUACAGGAUUUAAGAUUUUAAUUACUUCAAAGUAUUUUGUCAAUUAGUUGUGUGCCUAUGUUUAUAUUAUAUUUCGUUCUGUUUAAUCUUGUAUAAAGAUUUUCAAUUUAGUAAUUAAGAGUAGUCAUAUAUGUUAUUGCUGAAUUUGAUUAAUGGAAUAAUUAAGCAGUAUAUUUACUAAACUUCCUGUGAUUGUUUGGAAUGUUAUAGAAACUUCUUCUCUUACUAGAUUUUAAUGUCUUAUUCUUAGAAUAAUAUAUGCGAGUUUUAAACUUGUUAACCAUCGAUAGUAAUUAACUAUUGUUUUAUUCAUUUUGAAUUAAUUAUUUAUUUUAUUCACCAAAGAAAAUAAUAUUUAGUAAAUGUUAACGUAUAUUGCCAUUGUAUGACGUUCCUUUCAUCAUACCGUAUCUACGUAUCAAAACGUAGAUAUCUGAAUUGUCGCAUCGAUCGUAAAACUUGAUAUUGAUAGGUUGUUGUUGAUCGAUAUUAUUGUUAUUUAUAUACAUAGCUUAGAAAUUAAGGAUUAAGAAAAAUUUAAAUACACUUAUAAUGAACUUUAGAAUUGUCCUGGGAUAACGAUGAUAGAAAUAUAAUUUUCGCAACUGAAAUCAAACUUCUUCUUUUGUUAUAUUAACAAGUUAAAACAUUCAUUAUUCUGUGAAUUGAAUAUAAGGAAUUAAAUUAUAAAGUUUCUUGCAAAAAGUUGCAAAGAUUAAUUUGUUUUUAAAUUCGUGAUUAAGUUUAUUCAGUUUUAUGAAAGAAAAAAGGAAAAAUGUGCAUAGAAUUAACUAUGUUUAUUUUUAUUUGGAAUGUUAUAGUUUUACAAGUGCUGUGGUAUUAGGAAUUUACAGUCUUACUUUAUGCACUAUAUUUUUGGAGCUUUUACUUUUGUGUUAUGUACUUAUACAUAUAUAUUACAUUCUAUUGACAUUACAUAAAUUACAUUUUCUUUAUAUUAAUUUGUUAUGUUUAGCAUGAAAUCCACAAUAGUACUUAAACAGUGAUCAUUGAAAUAACUGAAUGCAAUGUAAUAUUUAUUUUAUUCAGUUUGUAUUUUCUAAUAUGAAAAUAAUUUUAAAUACAAAUUUUCUGUAAAGAAUAACUUAUGUUAUAAUUCAGUUUAUAAAAACGAAUAAAAAACAAAAGUAAUAUUUUUAAUGCUUUCUUUUUUACAUGUAAAUAUUAUAUUUAAUAGCAGUUGACAAGUUAUAAUGUUAGUAGUUAUAGUAUAUAUCGUUCUAAUCGCAGGGUAUUAAUAAUAGUUAUACUACCGGUUAGCCGCAUAAUUAACAACAUUUAUACAUUUCUAAUGUUGGAGAGAGAGCGCUUACAACGGGCACAGCAACAUGUUAUUAUAACUAGUGCUAUUUUUCUUAAAAAGGAACAAAUUACUUUCACAAUAAUAAAUAAUGUUUCAUAAUUACAAGAACUGUUAAUAAUGUUAUCAAAAUCAGGUAUAGAGUGCUUUUAAAUAUAUAAUGCUUUAAGAAAAAAGCACUGGUUUUUCUGAUAGAAAAGGAAAAGUUAUGAAAAUUGACAAUAAUGAAAAAAAAAAAAGUAAAUGCUUUUCUUUAUAUCAUUGUUACACUCUAUCAAUACAAUAUGCAAAAAUAAAUAUUUGAUUGCUAUGAAACAUUCAA
Messenger RNA from Osmia bicornis bicornis, 2980 nucleotides. RefSeq names its product protein rogdi (gene rogdi). The coding region runs from base 287 to 1060 and encodes 257 amino acids. Gene Ontology annotation, cellular component: RAVE complex. Lineage: Eukaryota; Metazoa; Arthropoda; Insecta; Hymenoptera; Megachilidae. The record is from RefSeq and is a predicted model, not a curated record. The transcript is spliced from 6 exons.